GUUAUAUUUGUGUUCUGUGUAGGUUAGUGACAGUUGCAUAAUGUAAAUUGAAACUUUUCAAAUUUUCACCAACAAUUAUCAAAAUUUUAAAACUUUUUUCAUAGAAUCAUCUAAAAUAGACGACUAGCUCUAACUUUUUCUUGCUGUCACUCACAAAUUAAAGCAAAAUGAACUACAAAUUGACAAUGUUUAUGCUUGUUCAAGCAAGAAGAUUGAGUAGAAGUGCAGCACUACAUCAAAAAAACCACUAUAACUCACUAGGAAUUGGAAAGACAGCCACACAAGCCGAGAUAAAAAAUGCUUAUUACAACUUGUCAAAGGUAUAUCAUCCUGACAAAAACCAGGGACAUACAUCAGAACAGAGAGAUGCACAUUCACAAAAGUUCCAAGAUAUUUCUGAGGCCUAUGAAGUUCUGGGAAAUAUUACAACUAGAAAGCUUUAUGAUAAAGGAUUUCUGAGUAAUGAGCCAUCACAAGGACCUGCUGGGGAAACAACCCCAGACGACCCCCUUCACAGAUUCUAUAAAUCCAGAGAAAUGCGUAGCAGACCCCCACCACCAUCACCUAGACAAACAGUGUACAACUUUGAUGAAUGGUCAAGAAUGCACUACUCUGAAUCUGUAAAAAGAGCAACUGACCUAAAAAAUCGAAGGGCGGCCCGAGCUGCUGAAAUGCAAUUACACAAAGAAGCAGUACAAGAGGAGAAAUGCUUUUUUGCCAUGCUUGGAAUUUUUUGCUUAUUGGCAUCAAUAUACGAGUUCAGCAAUUGGAUUCAGCAUAUUUACAACCAAAUUAAAGAGAAUAAGUAUCCUUUUCAUGAACCUUUAAACAAAUUCACACCUGAUGACGACAAGAAGUAGAUUGUUAUGUGUUAACUUGAAAAAGUAAUAAAGACAAAUUUUGAGCCAG
Molecule: messenger RNA, 909 nt
Organism: Anthonomus grandis grandis
Lineage: Eukaryota; Metazoa; Arthropoda; Insecta; Coleoptera; Curculionidae
Product: dnaJ homolog subfamily C member 30, mitochondrial-like
Exons: 3
Coding region: 168-860 (230 amino acids)
Source: RefSeq, a predicted model, not a curated record